UAUCGUAGAGGUAAAAGGUCGCUCUGUGUAACGUGUCAGCAGACUGUCACCAUACCCGGUGUUACUGUGCCGGGGUUGUUACCGAUUCACCCAUUAAUAUACAGAACAACUAUCCUAGCAGCCACUGUAAAAAAAUGGCCAAGAAGCGGAGAGAUGUACGAGAUACGGACGAUUUAUCUUCAUCAGCGCAGACGGAAGUGAAGUCCAGCGACAGAGACUCUCGACAUCUGAUCGAGGCCCAACAAAGUAUAGGAGGCUCAACACGCAUGUCUCUGCUAAUUCUGGCAUCGAUAUUCGCCUGCUCUGCCUCCAUCAUGUACCUGGUCUACAGGAACUUCCCAGAGCUUCAAGAUGAUGAAAUGGAAAAAAUCAAGAUCCCUAAAGACAUGGAUGAUGCCAAGGCCUUAGGAACAGUGUUGUCCAAAUACAAGGACACCUACUACACCCAGGUGUUGGUUGCGUACUUUGCAACCUAUAUUUUCCUCCAGACGUUUGCCAUCCCUGGAUCGAUCUUCCUCAGCAUCCUGUCUGGCUACCUUUACCCUUUCCCUUUGGCUCUUUUCUUAGUCUGCUUGUGCUCUGGUCUUGGAGCUUCGUUCUGCUAUCUGUUGUCAUAUCUGGUGGGCCGACCCGUGGUCUACAAAUACCUCACAGAGAGAGCGCAGAAAUGGUCCCAGCAGGUUGACAAACACAGAGAUCAUUUGAUCAAUUACAUCAUCUUCCUGCGGAUAACCCCCUUCCUUCCAAACUGGUUCAUUAACAUCACCUCACCUGUCAUCAACGUGCCUUUGGGGGUAUUCUUUGUUGGCACCUUCCUCGGAGUGGCGCCACCCUCCUUCGUAGCGAUCAACGCCGGAACAACGCUGUACAAGCUCACCACGGCCGGCGAGGCCGUGUCCUGGAACUCCCUGGCCGUGCUCGGCGUGCUCGCUGUGCUCUCCAUCUUGCCCGUCUGCUUCCAGAAGAAGCUGCAGCAGAAACUUGAGUAGAACUCUUGAAGAACACCUCAGCGUCUCAUUCGCUGACUGAUCCUAGCGUUCCUUUAGCUCGGCUCAGGAACACGCCGCUGUUGCUUGGCGCGACUACCGGCGUGCUGUCUGCGGAGAAGUCGUAACAAGCUCUGACCACAAAAUGCAUGUUGUGGGUUUUUUUUUUUUUUUUUUGUUUUGUUUCCCUCAUGUUAAGUAAAGUGUAAACUAUCUGCUUCUGUGCAGAUUUUAUUUAAUUUUUUUGUGAUGUAUGUUGCUCAUUCUGGCACAUCUUGUAAAUAAGAAAUCAGAUUUAUUCGUUUUUUUUUUUCAUUUAAGGCACUGCAUAAUUGGAUUACUUCCGGAUAAGUAAAGGUACUGUAGGAGCAUACCUUCAUGGUUCUUCUGCAGGUCACAGGUUUAUAUGAUGUCUGCAGCAGAGCUAUUAGUAUCUCUUUGAAAUUUUACUAAACAAUCUUUAAAGUUACUGGCACAGCGGUUGCCAACAGUAGCAUCUUUAAAUCCCUAAUGUCUUUUAAUAUUUAUUUGAUCUUUAUUUUUGUGUCAAGUUUUAUCUAAAUUUUCUGCAGUUAUUGUCACACUGGUCUUAUUUUUUGAAAGCGUAUUGUGCCUGGAUACUCCGCCACAAAGCUCUGUUUCUUUUUAACCUCUACGUUGAUAUGAGCCACCUGAAGCAGGACUCUGCUUUCUUUCUAGAGGACUUGUUCUAAGUUAAUGUUUGUCUUCCUGAGAGGACUUCCAGGGAUGGAUUCUCUUCUGCUAGUAAUUUUUUUACUUUAUUAAAAGCCAAUAUAAAUGAGUUUUACUCAAAAGAAAUUGUGUGGUCAAAAUGCCUAUUUGAAAUUUAUAAAAAAAAAAAACACUGGCAAAGUAAUUAUCUUGAGUUGAUGAUUGCAUUAUUGCAACUAUGAGCUGAUUCUCCUAAUUUUUAUACAAGUGAUUUAAGUUCAUUUCUUUGUGUUCAUCUUUUUUUUUUGUUAUUUUUCCCAUUGUAAGACUGCAAAAAUACUUGGUGGCAGGAAAGCAAUGUGUUGCUUUUACUGGUUCCAGUUCUUCAUGCUGCCGUAUGUGACCAUGGUCUUUAUUUUAUAUAACUCCUGUAACCCUUUUACAGUGGUAACUUAUUACACAGUUUUCAUUUUUAAUGUCUUAACAAAGGAUGUUAACUGCACUAAUGUCCCUCUAAAAAUGACAAUUGAGUUGAUUAUUCAAAAAUUAACUUAUAUAAAAGUUGCUUUUUGUUGUGUUUUAAUAGAGAUUCAUUUAUACACCGGAAAUACACUGACUUACACUGAAAAAUGGAGCUUGUCAUGCGUUUAAAGACAUCUAUAAAUCACUAUGAAGUCGAUCUUAUUCCAGCUUCAUAUAUAAUUAGAACUUUAAAUAAUUUAUUUCCUCCAAAUACUGAUUUUUUUUUUAUUCUUUUGCCAAAAAGAAGAAAGUGGCUACAUUUUGUGCAGAAUCACCAGCUAUAGACUUAUUACUGAAUAUUUAUUAUUUCUGGCUGUUAUUUUAUUCCUCUCAAUUCAAAUAAAUCGGGGGAUAUCUGUCACUCCCCUUUUUUUUUCAAUGAUUAAAAAAACAGUGUUAUUCUC
Messenger RNA from Fundulus heteroclitus (mummichog), 2584 nucleotides. It is a transcript of the gene tmem41b, whose product is annotated as transmembrane protein 41B. The record is from RefSeq and is a predicted model, not a curated record. The coding region runs from base 135 to 989 and encodes 284 amino acids. The transcript is spliced from 7 exons. Lineage: Eukaryota; Metazoa; Chordata; Actinopteri; Cyprinodontiformes; Fundulidae. Gene Ontology annotation, cellular component: endoplasmic reticulum membrane.